This is a messenger RNA of Cladocopium goreaui, 1190 nucleotides long. NCBI's taxonomy places the organism in Eukaryota, Dinophyceae, Suessiales, Symbiodiniaceae. The record is from the annotation of a GenBank genome assembly.
ACAAGCCAUGGGAUUAUUUGAGUAUGCUGCCUCUUUGGUUGUGCGACCUUCCCAACGUGCAGCAGGACAAGGCCUUUUCACAAUAAAGCACCACAAGGCCGGAAGCCUUUUGUUGGCAGUGCCUGCUGGAAGGUGUGCUUCCCCUGAGUUGCGAGCCCUUCAAGCUGCAAGCACUGGAAGUGAUCACUAUCAGCUACCACAGGCCUUGCCACCUGAAGAUGCGCUUCGUGGAGUUGAGCUAAAAGAGGACCACAAACAACACGCCGCUGCUUUUGCUGCUUUGCUGAGCGAUCCCAGGCAAUGGCGCUCGAUCAGUGCCCCAAGGAGACUUGUGACGGGCAAGGCAGAGCUGCGAUCUUCUGAGCUUUUCUUCUCCUUGGCAAGAUUGACCAGAGCUCCAGCCUCCGACGCGUUCAGCGUCCACGGUCUGAUAAACCACAGUUGCGCACCAAACGUUCAGCGUACCUUCAUGACAUCGGCAGGUGACGAACGUCCGUGGCUCUUGCUGCGUGCAGCAGAAGACAUACAGGCUGGAGAGGAGCUCAUGGACAGUUACUUCUUUCCGCUGAUGCCGCUCGAAGAAAGGCAUCGGUGGCUCUCACUUCUUGGUCCAAAGGCGAUCUUCGAAUGUCGUUGUGCCAGAUGCGUUGCAGAAGCUUCAAAAGAUGAGGCUGGAGGGUGGUCAAAGCUGAAGGACGUUUUGAUUCAGUUGGCUUUGUUGCGAGGCAAAGGUCUCCCACAACAACCGGGCGCUGACGCUGUGCUAGGCAUAAGGGACCCGUUGCUCCAGCAGCCUAGCGCAGAAAGGGUUCUACAGCAACUGCAGGAGAUUCUCGCCCAAGAGCGUUUGUCGUCACCUAGUUGGGCUGUCGGAGCUUCAAUGCUUGCAGAUUUACAGGUGGCCGUGGCUGGAGACUUUGCAGCUGCCGAAGCCACUCUAGGUUUGGCCAUGAGUGGCUUGAAGACCGGAAGUGCUGCAAAGUUAGAGUUGGCAGCUGUCCGCUCCAGCUAUGCAGUAACUCGAGCAGUAUGUCAUGGAGGCAACGCAGGUAGUGCCAUGGAGGAGGUGAAGAAAUGCCAUGAGCUUGUUUGUGGCGCAGGAGCACCGAGUUCAUUGUCGUUCUUGCCUCCAUUGGAACGCUACUUGGAGCAGCUUUGCAUAGAGUGAAAAGAUGCAAAAGGAUGAAAAA